AUGUCAACCUACGAUGCGGUCACAAAUGGCGGCUCGAAGGCCGACGUCGCUGCUGUUCCCACAGCGAAUGGAGACGUGAAAGCACCCCAGAUCAAGGUUGAUGCUCCUAGCAAUGCUCCGGCUCCAUCGACAGGCUCAACACCGGCGCCGGGACAGUUGCUGACGGGCAAGCAAGAGCACUAUCUCAAGCGAGAACUCAUCUCUCGCCAGGUCUCGGAUGAGAUCGCGGAACUCAGUACUCCCACUGCCCUUCAACGAUUUGGGGCUCCCUUCCGUUCCCAGUAUGGCGAAGUCUCGCCCAUGGACUCGGAGCUGCCCAUCCUACGGUACAUUUUUGUUAACCAUGUCCGCAAAUUUCCCUUCCUCAACCAAGCGAAAGAGAAGGAGUUUUGGCAGGACAAACUACAGACCUUCCUCGAGUCCUUCGCCAGCAAAUACAUAUCCUCUUCAGAAGACAGGUUGGAAGAGACCAAGAGGAGGAAGCUGGCGAAAAAGUCCGCGAAGCUGGUCGAGCUGAUGAUGGUGUCUGGGCUGCCAACCGCCUCGGGCUAUGAAGAGAGGAUACGUUUUGCCGAGAUGGAGGUGGUUGACCGCGGUGCCAAUGAGCAAGGCCUGGUCGUGAAUAUACCCGAGGGUAAUUAUAUCAAUGAGUGGGACGUCAACGUCGCAGGCGUCAGAAUCACGUCGGUUAAGCGAACGGUCCGGUACCACCAGCAUGCAGAAUUUCUGCUACGAGUCAAAAGACCCAAUCAGCCAGAAAUCUUCAUCGGUAGACGGUACGGGGAGUUUGUGAGGCUACACAAAAGGCUACGCACUGAGAUGCCUGGCAAGGUCCUUCCUCCUUUGCCCAGAAAGAACAAGUCCUCCACCUUCGCCUCGGUCAUGCCGUCUGGGGACAACGAUGCAGAGUCAGUAUCCUCUGCAUCUACAGAAGCGAGCCUGGAAGAGCCUGGAAGGAAUUUCCUACCCCUCCACCGACGCCUAAAGUCGGGCAAUUCCCUCAGCCCUAACCCGGGAGGUGGCUCACCCAAAUCAUCGUCCUCGCCCCGUAUGAGUUUGUCAAGAGAAAGGAGUCCCAGUCCAGGUCCACAAGCCGUGCGGUUGCAUCGUGAAGAUCAGAGAGUAUCAUUGAGAGCCUUCUUACGAACUCUCUUGCAGAAUCCGAACAUCGCACAGUCACGAUCUAUGACUGAUUUUCUGACCCUUCAGCCGAUACAGUUGAAUGAGGAAGAACAAGAGGAUAUCGCACGGCGGAAGGAAAUGGAUGCUCGACGCCUCGAAGAGCAGAGAAAAUUCUACGAUAUCGCCAGAAAGCGGGCGGCGGAGCUUGACACGUACAUGGAGACGUUCCGCAGGAACAUUGUGGAGGCUAAUGGACUUACCAAGCUCUUUGCCGAGAUACGCGAGAAGGAAAAAAUCGAGGAUCUGAGCCCAGAGUAUCAGAAAUUCGCAGAAUGGUUGAGGAUAGAGGUGGCAGCAACAAUCUACCACUUAUUCUUGGCCGAGGACAAUUCUCCUGAAUUGUUUGCGCAAGCGAAACGGAUCCAUUCUCUGGUGCCAUAUACAGUACUGAAGAAUGCGAUACGGAUAGCAAAUCCUGCUGCAGUCAUGUCGGCCGUUCUGGAUCUGUUCCUUGCUCAGCCGUUCGGUACGAGGUCGUUACUGCAAAGAAUAUUCUCGCAGACCCUCAAUGAUGGGAUACGGCAAUUCCAGAAGCCCAUUGACGAUAUGAUUGCCAAAGUGGGAGACCACGUCCUGACGAACAAGAUCAAGGCUUUCGUUGACAGUCCCGAGGAGACGAAAACUGCCGUCCGCACCGAGGCGCAGAAGGAGGAGGUCGACGUUGUUGUUGCCAUUCUUCGAUCGGAGCAGUUCCAACCAGAACUCACGGCGCCACAGAUCCAGCGCGUCUACAAUGCUUGGGUUGCUUGGAACAGCGCAGUAGAGAAUGACGACGAAGAACUCCAGCAAGGCGCUGAAAUGUUCUCCCAUCUCAAACAGCUUCUCAAGUUAAUGACACGCCAACGGGACAAGGCUAUGAUGGCUGCCAUGAUCGAGGAGCCGAACACUUUACAGCUAUUCCGUGACCUCUUCACGAUAUUCUACGAGCCUCUCGUCCGAGUUUAUAAAUCGGCCAACGUCUACGGCAGCAUUACAGACUUUGCAGUAUUUGCCGAUGACACCAUUAAGACGGUUGAGAUUGCCCAGAGACAAGACGUCUCCGCAGAUCCAAACCAAACAGUACAGUCAUUCAUCGAUCUCUGUGCUCGACAUCAGCACAACUUGUACAAAUUCAUCCACGAAGUUCAUACGCACGAUAACGGCCUCUUCACUGCAUUGAUGGCCUGGAUUGAGGGUAUCCUCGAGUUCCUCCGCAAGGGACCGAAGUCUGGUGGUAAGCUGGAUAUGAACGCCAUUCUCCAGGGAGCGCUAGAUAUGGGCACCGUGAAUCGGGAGAUUGUGAUUCGGGAGGUUGACGAGCUGAUCGCGUGGCAAACGGCGAGGAAAAAGUGGCACAGCGACAAAACGAGGCAGAAGAUGGCGGCGGAGGGGACGAGUCUGUCAGAGGAUUCAACCGGGAUGCCUGGAGGUAACUUUAAGAGCAGUGACUUCGGGCUACAUGAGGGUGAUCUGAUGGACCUCCGCAUCUCGGAUGAAGAAGAUGAGUUCGACUCCGAAGAAGAAUCCGCAGAAGAUGAUCUCGACCCAAUUUCCGCCGAACGCCGCCGACGAAAGAAGGCUCAAGACAAGCUCAGAAGGAGCGCUGGUGAGCCUGUCAAGCCCGAGGUCAGCGAGAUUCUGAAAUUGAGGGAGCCGUUCUUGGCCAUGUUGAGAGCUGUGCUGAGCGACUAA
This is a messenger RNA of Cladophialophora yegresii CBS 114405, 2853 nucleotides long. RefSeq lists its product as uncharacterized. The record is from RefSeq and is a predicted model, not a curated record. The coding region runs from base 1 to 2853 and encodes 950 amino acids. Gene Ontology annotation, molecular function: phosphatidylinositol binding. Lineage: Eukaryota; Fungi; Ascomycota; Eurotiomycetes; Chaetothyriales; Herpotrichiellaceae. The transcript is spliced from 2 exons.